Messenger RNA from Paramecium sonneborni, 4790 nucleotides. The record is from the annotation of a GenBank genome assembly. NCBI's taxonomy places the organism in Eukaryota, Ciliophora, Oligohymenophorea, Peniculida, Parameciidae.
AUGAAGAAACCUUAAUCUCUAUUUAAAAGAGUAAUGAUUUCAGCUGAAAGAGGUAAAUAUAAAGCUUGUUAAAUUUGUUAAAAAAAAUUUGGAACAGAGCAUUAAUGUAAAAGGUAAUAAUUAUUAUAUAUUUUAUAGAUGUAAAAGAGCUGUUUGCGAAAAAUGUUCAAAUUUUAAAGGAAGAAUAUUUACAGAUUCAGGAUAAGAAGAUAAAACUUUACAUAGAUAAUGUAAGAUUUGUAAAGAAGAGAGUGAUUCAAUAAAAAGGUUUGUAGAAACUAAUCACAUAUUAUUUCUUUAGGAUACAAAAGCAUUAGAGUGGUUAAAUUAGUUUGGAGUUACAAAAGAAUAAGCUAAAGCAGUAUAUGUAUAUACUUAAUUAGGAAUAUUUGUAAGCAUAAAAUAAAAUUUCACAGAGUGAAUAAUCCGAAAUAAAAAAACUCAAAAAUAAUUUAAAUAAUGCAUUUUCAGAGAUUCCUGGAGUCUUUAAUUAUUCAUUAAGAGAGUUCAUAUACUAUGUUAUUAAGGAAAAUGAGUUUGAAACAUUAAAAUAAGCAACAGGAAGAAUCUUAGAGACAUUUCUAUCUAAUUAUAAUGAAGUUGGGUAUUCACCAGACUUAAUUAUGUUGACAAUAUUUUUUCUUUGUUUUGGAACAGAGUCAUCUGCAUUCUCUUUACUCAACAUUUUUUUUGCUGAAAUGGUUUAAGCUAAUUUAUAUCCUUCCAAUAUUAUGUAAUAUGAUAAUGGAGAAGAUAUUGAAAGAGUUUUAUUAGUUCUUACUUCUUCAUUCAAAAUGUAAUAGUAAGACAAACCAUUAAUAACAAAUUUUCUAAAAUCAAGAUUAAUCAAAUAUUAACAAUGUUUUACUAUAAAUAUGUUACAAAUUGAAUCAACAUAUUAUAUUAUUGAUUCAUUAUAUUCAUUACAUAAAUAAGCAUAGGAUGAAUUUAUUAAAUUUAUAGCAUCUGCUUUAUCAUAAAAUAUAUCUGAUGUAAAAGUGAAUUAAUAAUAUAUUGAAGAAUUUGAAGUUAUAUUGUUAAGAUAGGUGAAAUCUUCUAUUAUUAAAGAUGAAUAUUUUAAAACUAAAAGUUUAUAAUUUACACCAUAUACAACAAGAAUGAUGUCAAGAUCUUAAAUUACUAGGAGAUUUUCUUCUGUUAUUUAAGACUCUAAUCAAAGUAAUAUUGAUUUUGAUAAAUUAAAUAAUUUAAACAAAGUUGUAGAAAGUUAAAAAGAAGAAAUAGCAAAAUUAAAUUUUUAGUUGACUAGUACAACAGAACUUGUUAGAAAAAAGACUGUUCAAUUGAAAUAGAAAGAUUAAACCAAUAUAUAAAAUGACUUAAAAUAGGUUGAAGAUGAAGAUUAAAUAUUUUCUAAUUUAAGAAGAAAAACUUUGAAUAUACUUAAUUAAGAAGAAGUUGAUGAAGAUGUUGCUGUUUUAACAGAUUAUAUUAAUAAAUUAGAAGAGGUAUUAAUAUUAAAGCAUAGAGUAGUCAAAGAUUAAAAUAUUAAAAUAUUAGAAGUGCAAGAAAAUAAUUAAAUACUAUUUGAAGAGAUAUUAAAAUUAAAAAAAGAAGUUUAAUAGUCUGAAAUUAAAUUUAUUGAUUAAACUAAUAUUACUCAUUAAAUUGAAAAAGAGAUAAAUGAAAAAUAAAGAAUAAUUGAUGAAUAUAAGCAAAAAAAUAAAGAAUUACAAGACAAUUUAGAAUCUGUUUAAACAGAAAAUAACUAAUAUAAAAUAUAAUUACUUGAAUUUAAAGCUUUAUCAGGAGUAAAGACUGUUGAUGAUGGAGUCAAAUAAAAUUAAUAUCAAAGAGAAUUAUAAAGAUUAUAAGAAGAAAAUAAUAAUCUAUAAAAAAAAAUUACAGAAUUAGACAGUUUAAUUUAAGAUAAAUCAAUCCUUGGAACAGAAUAAGAAAAUCUUAAGAAAUAAUUAAACAUGAAAGAAGAAUAAAUUAAUAGUCUAAAUGAAUAAAUUAGAAAUCUAAAUGAAAAAGUAUCUAAUUUAGAAUAAUAAAGAACACUUCAACUAAAAUAAAUGAAACAUUUAGAAGAUUAAAUAAGUUCUAAAGAGAGAGAAUAUAUGACAGAAAUGUAAAAAAUAACUUAUGAUAGAGAUUUAUCUAAAUAAAGAAUUAAUGAAGGUGAGGCGUAAAUAUUAAAACUACAAUAAAAUGAUUAGAAAUUAAAAAACGAAAUUUCCAAUUUAAAUGAAGAAUUGCAACAAUAAUUAUUAAAAUUGGAAUAAUUAAACAAACAAAUUAAAGAUUAUGAAAUAUAAUAAAAUUAAUCAAGAGAAACAUCUUUAGAUAUUAACAAAGGCUAAUAGAUAAGAUUAGAGAAAUUGGAAUAGUAAAACUAAAAUAUGAAUUUAAAGAUUGAAGCUUAAAAUUAAGAAAUUAAAUCAUAUAUUGCAAAAAUAGAAGAGUAAUUAACAACAAUAACUGAAUUGAAAUAAAAAGUUUAAGAAGAAGAAAGUUUAAGAAAGGCAAAGGAAAAGCAAGUCAAUGAUAAAGUUUAAUAAAUUGGUUAGUUAGAGAAUUAAUUAAUAAAAAUAUAAGAAAAGUAUAAUUUAAGUAAUAGAUAAUAAUAAGAAAUGCAGAAUUAAUAUGAAGAUCUUAAAAAGAGAUAUGAUGUUGAAUCAAAUAAUAUAUAAUCUCUAUAAAGCAAAUCAAUUGAAUACAAUUCUUUGUAAUAAAAAUAUAUUGAUUAAAGUCAAAAGUUAAGUUCUUUAGAAAAGUAAUUAUUAGAUUAUAAUGAAAUUGCAGAUCAAAAUUAAAAAUCAAAGAAAGAACUUUAAAGUCUUACUGAUUUGCUUGAUUCAAAAUUAACAACAAUUGUUGCUCAUGAAACUAAAAUUAUUGAUUUAACAAAUCAAUUAAAAGAAUCAAAUUCAUAGUUAUAACAAGUUAGAAAAGAAAAUCAUGAAAUCAUGCAAAAAAAAGCUUAAGAUAUGUAAGUUAUGGAUUAAUUGAAAUAAAUAGAUGUAGAAAAUGGAGAAUUAAAAUAAAAAGUUUAUUCUUAAGAAGCAACUAUUUAAAAUUAAGAAACAUUAUUAUCAGUUUUAAAAGGAAAUUAAUUAAAUUUAGAAUAAAGCUAAAUGAAAUUAAAAAUUGAUUAUUAACAUUUGGAAGAAAAGUAUAGUGAAAAAUUGUUAGAUUUAGAUGAGAAAUCUAGGACUCUUUUCAAUUUAUAAAAUAAAUUUGAUUCAUUAAAUUAUAGAGUUUAAUAAUUAGAAGAAAAUUUAAGACAAUUGGAAGAAUUGAGAGAUGAUUAUUAAAGUAAAUAUGAUUUGGCAUUGUAGGAAUUAGAUAUUUAUAAGGGAAAGGAUAAAGAGAUUAAUUAAAUGGCAGCUAAUAAAAUAGAAUUAUAAGAAUAAAUGGAUUCAAUCUAAAAAAAAAAUAAAAUCUUAGAGAGAGAACUUUAGGUUACUUAAAAUGCUUUACAAUCUAAAGAAUCAGAUAUUUUAUAACUUUAGCAUACUAUAUAAAAAAAGGAAUAAUAAAUAACUACAUUAGAAGGAGUAAUUGUUAAACUUAAAUCUGAUUUAACUAAUUCUAAAAAUUCUUACGAAUAAUUAUAAUUAGAAUUGACUGAAAUGAAUUCAGAAUAAAAAUCAUCAGGUGAACUUUUUUCAUAGGUUAAAAACUUAACUAGUGAUAAUCUUAAUAAAAACACUCAUAUAGAUUAAUUAAAAUUAUAAAUUAAUGAACUGUAAGAUAAAAAUAGAAAUCUUGAAAACUAAUACAACAAAUUAAGAGGUGAUGCUCUUAUAGGUAAUUCGCUAAAUUCUGAGUCUUUUGAAUUAAGACAAAAAUUAGAAGAAUUAGAAGGUUAAUUUUAAUAAUCUUAAUUUACAAUCAAACAAAAAGAUUAAGAAAUUUAAGAAUUAAAAUAUUAAAUUGAAAAAUAAAAUUAAUAAUAAUAAUCUUAAAAAGAAAUAUAGAAUAAUAAUUAACUAAAAAAUUAAAGCAAUGAUAAUGAAAAUAUUAAAAUUUAAGAAUAUUAAUUUAUUAUUUAAUAAUAAACAGAAGAAAUAGAAAAUAUGAAAAGAAAUUCAUAAGGAUUAGGUGAAGAAUUAACAGAAUUACUAACACAAAUUGUAAGUGUGUUUUUGAAAAAAAAAAUAAAAAAAGAUUAAUUAAAUAUAGCAAGUGUUCUUGAUUAAAUUAAAUUAUUUUAAAAGGAAAAUAUAAGUUUAACAAUUAGAGAAGAGGAUGAUGAAUAAUUAGUGCUACAAAAGCUCUAAUAAUAUAGAGGUGAUUAUAUUAAUUUUAGAUUUAGAGUUGAAUAAAUUAUAACAAAGAUAACUGUUUUAAAGUAAUAAAUGCUUUAAGUUAUAUCUGAAGCAACAAUCUAAGGAAAGAAAAAAGAUGUGGAUAAAAAUAUGGAUGUAGAAAAUUUAGUGAUGUAUUUCAAGUUGCUAUUGGAUUCGUAAGCUGUAUAAUAUAGCAAUCAAUUGUAAUUAUUUUAGUAAUGUGAAGCCGAAUUAAAAUCAUAUUAAAAUAAUACAAGUCCUCAAGGGUAAAUUAUUUAAUAAGUAAAAGAAUUAUUGUCUAAGACUCCAUUUUUAACAUAAUCAUAAAUAUAUUAAUUUACAGAACCUAAAGUUUCGAUUAAAUUAAGAAAAGAUUAAGAUUAAGAAGAUGCCAGAUUAAUAGUAGAAGCAAAAAAUCAAUAAAUUUAAUGGCUCAAAAAUCUGAUUAAUGAAAAAUAAGAUUAAUUAGCUGUAAUGAACACUUAUUUAGCUAAUUUAAAAUAGCUGAUGGAUAAAUAUCAUUUAAAAUGA